GGGGGGUGGGGAACAACCAUGGCCGCGGAUUUGGGGGACCCCAAAACUCCCGCGUCCCCCCCUGCCCCCCCAAAACGCUUCUUCCGUAAGAGCGUGGAGGUGCUGGAGGAGGAGGAGCGGGGAGAGCGCGGCGGAGACCCCGGCCCGCGGGGCGACCCCCGGCUGGGAGGGGGCGAGGAGGGCGAGGAGGAGGCGGAGAUGAAGGCCGUGGCCACCUCGCCCGGUGGCCGAUUCCUCAAAUUCGACAUCGAGCUGGGGCGAGGAGCCUUCAAGACGGUGUUCAAGGGCUUCGACACCGACACCUGGGUGGAGGUGGCCUGGUGUGAGCUGCAGGACCGCAAGCUGACCAAGGCCGAGCAGCAGCGCUUCAAGGAGGAGGCCGAGAUGCUCAAGGGGCUGCAGCACCCCAACAUCGUCCGCUUCUACGACUCCUGGGAGUCCUCCCUGCGCGGCAAGAAGUGCAUCGUCCUCGUCACCGAGCUCAUGACCUCGGGCACCCUCAAAACGUACCUGAAGAGGUUCAAGGUGAUGAAGCCCAAGGUUCUGCGGAGCUGGUGCCGGCAGAUCCUGAAGGGGCUGCAGUUCCUGCACACGCGGACGCCGCCCAUCAUCCACCGCGACCUCAAGUGCGACAACAUCUUCAUCACCGGCCCCACCGGCUCCGUCAAGAUCGGCGACCUGGGGCUGGCCACGCUCAUGCGCACGUCCUUCGCCAAGAGCGUCAUCGGGACCCCCGAGUUCAUGGCGCCCGAGAUGUACGAGGAGCGCUACGACGAGUCCGUGGACGUCUACGCCUUCGGGAUGUGCAUGCUGGAGAUGGGCACGUCCGAGUAUCCCUACUCCGAGUGCCAGAACGCCGCGCAGAUCUACCGCAAAGUCACCAGCGGCAUCAAGCCGGCGAGUUUCCACAAGGUGUCGGACCCCGAGGUGAAGGAGAUCAUCGAGGGCUGCAUCCGGCAGAACAAGGCCGAGAGGCUGUCCAUCCGGGACCUGCUGGACCACGCGUUCUUUGCCGAGGACACGGGGCUGCGCGUGGAGCUGGCCGAGGACGACGCGGGGCUGGACCCGGCGCUGGCGCUGCGCCUCUGGGUGGAGGACCCCAAAAAACUCAAGGGCAAGCACAAGGACAACGAGGCCAUCGAGUUCAGCUUCAACCUGGAGGCCGAUGUCCCCGAGGAGGUGGCCUAUGAGAUGGUGAAAUCCGGGUUCUUCCACGAGAGCGACUCCAAGGCCGUGGCCAAAUCCAUCCGGGACCGGCUGGCGCUGGUGAGGAAGACGAGGGAGAGGAAGCAGGCGGAGAGCAGGGGGGGCCCCGAGGGCCGGGGGGGCCCCGAGAACGAGGAGCCCGAGGUGGAUCAGCACGUCAGGCAGCAGCUGCUGCGGGAGCAGCCCCCGGCCACGCCUGCCGAGGGGCUCCCGGACAGCGCCCCCCCCCCAGAUGUCCCCGGUCCCUGCGGUGUCACCGCGGCGCCCGAGCAGCUCUGGGGGUACCCACAGGGACCCCAGGACGGGGUGUCCCCCCCUGUGCCACCACUGGUGACACAGGGGACCGAGGGGACAGCAGAGGAUGGCACCGGAGGAGCCACCACGGAGCCACCUGGGCAGGAGGGGGACGCCUGUGGCUGUGGGGGGGGGUUGGUGACAAUGGGGACACAGCCACAGGUGGCACCGGGGGCACCGGGGCCGGGGGUGGCACCGAGAGUGGCACUGCCAGCGGGGGGGGUGGCAGCGGCGCCAGGGGUGCCACCAGUGCAGGGGGUGACAGCUCCAGCUGGGGUGACACCAGCACAGGGGGGGACAGCAGCUCUGGGGGUGGCACCUCCAGCUGGAGUGCCACCAGCUCCAGGAGUGCCACCAGCCCAGGGGAUGUCACCAGCUCUGGGGGUGGCACCUCCAGCUGGAGUGCCACCAGCUCCAGGGAUGCCACCAGCUCCAGGAGUGACACCAGCCCAAGGGAUGCCACCAUCUCUGGGGGUGACACCAGCUCCAGGAGUGGCACCAGCCCAGGGGAUGCCACCACAGUUGGUGCCCCUGGUGCAGCUGCAGCCAGGCCCUGGGAUGUCACCAGCUCCAGGAAUGCCACCAACAGCCCCUGGAAUGCCACCAACAGCCCCUGGGAUGCCACCAGGUGCAGGAAUGCCACCAGCCCAGGGGAUGCCACCACAGGCAGUCCCCACCAUGCAGCCACAGCUGGUGCCAGGGAUGUCACCAGCUCCAGGGAUGUCACCAGCUCCAGGGAUGCCACCAGUGGUGGGGAUGUCACCAGCUCUGGGGGUACCACCACUGUCGGUGAUGCCACCAGCCCAAGGGAUGCCACCAGCCAUGGGGAUGUCACCGGCCCCAGAGAUGCCGCCACCAUCCAUGAUGCCACCAACCCAAGGGAUGCCAGCUCCAUCGGCGAUGCCACCAGUCAUGGGGGUGUCACCAGCCCCAGGGGUGCCACCAGCCUCAGAGAUGCCACCACCACCCAUGAUGCCACCAGCCCAAGGGAUGCCACCAGCCAUGGGGAUGUCACCAGCCAUGGGGAUGCCACCACCAUCCAUGAUGCCACCAGCCAUGGGGAUGUCACCAGCCCCAGGAGUGCCACCACCCUCAGAGAUGCCACCACCACCCAUGAUGCCACCAGCCUCAGAGAUGCCACCACCACCCAUGAUGCCACCAGCCCCAGGAGUGCCACCAGCCUCAGAGAUGCCACCACCCUCCAUGGUGCCACCAGCCCAAGGGAUGCCACCAGCCCCAGAGCUGCCACCUCCAUCCCCAGUGCCAGCCCCCCUGGCAGUGCCCGGCUCCGAGGAGCCCCCGGUGCCAGCCGAGGCCGCGUCCCUGCUGCGUGUCCCCGAUGUCCCCGAGGUGCCGCGUGGCCGCCAGCGCCGCGCCUCAUGCCAGCGCUGUGCCCGCUUCCAGCUCACCGUGCUGCAGGUGUCCUCAGCUGGGGACAACACGGUGGAGUGCCAGCUGGAGACCCACGACAGCAAGAUGGUGACGUUCCGGUUUGACGUGGAUGGGGACGCGCCCGAGGACAUCGCCUGCUACAUGGUCGAGGACAAUUUCGUGCUGGAGGGGGAGCGGGACAAGUUCGUGGAGGAGCUCAAGGCCAUCGUGGCUCAGGCCCGGGGGCUCCUCGGGACCCCCGCCCCGGACCCCCAGGUGGGACCCCCGGAACCGUCAGCGGGGGCAGGGGAAGGACCCCCCCAAUCAUCGCCCGUGGGGCGCUGGAGGUUCUGCAUCAACCAAACCAUCCGGAACCGCGAGGCCACCGGCCCCGGGGGACCCCCUCCCGCCCGCAGAGCCCUGGGGACGUCACAGGGGGGUCCCCAAGGACAGGGGACAAACCAGAGCGGAGCGUCGGAGCAGGACGGGCCGGGGGCGCCGGAGCCGGGGGUCCCCAAAGCCCAGGAGCUGGAUGUGCCCCAGGGACAGGGCUCGGCUGUCCCCAACCUGGAGGAGCUGGGUGUCCCCCGAGCUUUGGGGACAGCUGUCAGUGGCCCCCAGGAGGUGGCUGAAGCCACGGGACCGGAGAGGAUCCACCCUGAACCCCAAGAUCUGGAGGUCCCCAGCCCUUGGCAGCAGGAGGGACCUGGACAGCCGGACGUGGCUGUCCCCAAAGCUGCGGAGCUCGAUGGCCACCGAGAGCCCCUGGACCCUGGGGACACAGAGCUGGGUGUCCCCCAGGGACAGGGGACAGUCACCAGCCCGUGGGAGCAGGAGGGACCCGGGGAACCGGGGCUGGCCGUGCCCGACCCCCCCGAGCCGGACGUGUCCCCAGAGCUGAGUGACCCCCAGGGACUGGGGACAUUUGGCACUGCACCCCCAGAGCCAGGUGACCCCCAGGGACUGGGGACAUUUGGCACUGCACCCCCAGAGCCAGGUGACCCCCAGGGACUGGGGACAUUUGGCAUUGCACUCCCAGAGCCAGGUGACCCCCAGGGACUGGGGACAUUCAGCACCGGUGCUUGGGGACAGGAGGGACCCCCGGGAGCAGAGGUGAGUGUCCCCCACCCCGUGAGCUGGACACCCCCAGGUCUCAGUGUCCCUCAAGGACCAGGGGCCACUGUCCCCAUCCCCAGAAUUUUGUGCCCCCCCCGCCUGCGCAGCCCCCGCAAGGGCUGGGGGCGCCGCCUCAAGAGCUGGGCCCGGCGCCUGCGCCCCCCCGCCGGGGGAGGGGACCCCCACACAGAGGAGCCAGAGGAACUCGGGGACCCCCCAAGGCGAGGGCACUGCCAGCCACUCCCCGAGCCCCCCGACACCGAGGGAGACUGGGGGGGCCCCAGCUCGGGCAGCGAGAGUGGGGGGCUGGGGGGACCCCCACACCCCCCCGGGGCCCCCCUGCUCCCCCCGGGGUCCCCAGAGACCCCCCUGAGCAGCGACGGGGACUCGGAGCCCGAGGACGAGGCGCUGCGGGAGCAGCUGCGGCGGCUGCGGGAAAAGCACAUCCAGGAGGUUCUGGAGCUGCGGGCUCGGCAGGACCGGGAGCUGCGGGAGCUGCACCGGAGGCUCCGAGCCCUCAAAGAGGCCCGGGGGGACCCCCAAAAAUGGGGAGGGGGCGGCGGGACCCCCCCCCAGCGCGGCCUCGGGGGGUCCCCGCGGAGACCUCGGGGGGCCCGGGCGAGAGGGAGGGGCCGGGGAGUGGCACUGACAGAGGCCUCAGCCCCCUCCCCAGGCCCCCCAAAACCCCCGCCCCCCCCAAAAAAGGGGCUCUUCACCGACGACCUGCACCGGCUGGUGGACGAGUGGGUCCAGGACACGGCGAGGGCCCAGGCCACCUCCUCGUGGGUCUCCACCCUGCGCGGCGCCCGCGGGACCCCCCGAAAAUGGGGGGAGCUGCCCCCCCCCAAACCCGCCCUGCGCGGGGGGGGCAGCCCCCUCCCCCCGGGGGCUGAGUGAGGGGGGGGUCCCGAGACCCUGAUCACCCCAAACCCCCCAAUUCUGGGUCAAACACCUCCAAUUCUGGGUCAAAACCCCCAAUUUUGGGUCAAAAACCUCCAAUUUUGGGUCAAAACCCCCAAUUUUCAGCCCCCAAAUUGCUUCAUUUUACCCCCAAACCCCCCUUGUUUUACCCCAAAUUUCCAGCCCUUGUUUCACCCCAAAAUUCUCCAUUUUUGGGUCCUGUUCCAGCCUUUAAAUGACCUUGUUUCACCCCAAAAUUCUCCUUUUUUAAGUCCUGUUCCAGCCCUUGUUUCACCUCAAAAUUCUUUUUUGGGUCCUGUGGUGUGACCGCUAUUUCCAGCCCCAAAAUUGCCUUAUUUUGCCCUAAAAUUCUCCUUUUUUUUGGCUGAACCCACUUUUGGCCUCAAUUCACCCCUAAAAAUCCCCUUUUUAGGACACCCAACCUCCCCCCAAUUUCUGCCCCCAAAACCACCUCAUUUUGACCCCAAAUCCCCCCUUUUUGGCCCCAAAAUCUCUGCAUUUUACCCCAAAAUCCGAUUUUUGGGCCUUUCUCCCUCUGCAUGAGGUGACCCCAUUUUUUAACCCCAAAAUCACCUCGUUUCACCCCAAAAUUCCCGUUUUUUGUGGCCUUCCCCCCCUCUUUUUCACACCCUGAAUGUGAUGCCACUUUCUGGCCCCAAAAUUGCCUUGUUUCACCCCAAAACCCCUUUUUUGGGCCUAGCUCCACUUUUUUGGGCCUAGCUCCCCUUUUUUGGGCCUAGCUCCAUUUUUUUGGGCCUAGCUCCACUUUUUUUACCCCCUCACAACAUUACCCCACUUUUUGCUCCCCAAAUCGCAUCAUUUCACCCCAAAACUCUCUUUUAGGCCCUGCCCUUCCCCCUCAGGAUAUCACCUUAAUUUCCAGACCCAAAACCGCCUCAUUUCACACAAAAUUUUUUUUUUGAGGCCUUGUCGCUCUUUUUGUCCCCUCACAAAGCAACCCCAAUUUUUAACCCCCAAAUGGCCUCAUUUUGCCCCAAAACACACACGGUUGAACCCCAACCUCUCAUUUAUCCCAAAAUUGGUAUUUUCCCCCUCACAAUUCUCCACACCACCCCAAAAUUCCCAUUUUUUCACCCAAAGCCCCUCACAGGCCUGGAAUUCCCCCUCACGCGACCACGGCAGAGGGGAGCUGGCCGUCCUGGAUUUACUGGUGACCCACUCCCUCCAUACUGGUCUUACUGGUGCAAGAACCCCUCUCCCAUUCCUCUCCCCCUCCCUCAGCCCAUUUUUGGGUCAUUUUGUCGUGUUUUUUCCACUCAUCUACCUCACCCCUUCACCAAGCCAGCGAGGUUUCGGGGUGAAUUCUCGGGUGUUCCGGUUCGAGAGGGUGGGGAAGGCGUUUGGUUUGCGGGGAAAUUGUUAAAAAGCGCGGGAAAAAAAAAAAUCCUAAAAUUUAAGAAAUAAAAGCGUGGCUGGUGCGCGCCACUCCCAAAAUGGCGGCCGGAUCGCCACACUCAAAAUG
Catharus ustulatus (Swainson's thrush) is the source of this 6391-nucleotide messenger RNA. It is a transcript of the gene WNK3, whose product is annotated as WNK lysine deficient protein kinase 3. The transcript is spliced from 21 exons. NCBI's taxonomy places the organism in Eukaryota, Metazoa, Chordata, Aves, Passeriformes, Turdidae. Gene Ontology annotation, molecular function: chloride channel inhibitor activity; protein serine/threonine kinase activity; potassium channel inhibitor activity. The record is from RefSeq and is a predicted model, not a curated record. Gene Ontology annotation, biological process: positive regulation of potassium ion import across plasma membrane; monoatomic ion homeostasis; protein phosphorylation. Bases 19 to 4884 code for a protein of 1621 amino acids. Gene Ontology annotation, cellular component: cytosol; cytoplasm.